Messenger RNA from Melampsora larici-populina 98AG31, 276 nucleotides. RefSeq lists its product as uncharacterized. The coding region runs from base 1 to 276 and encodes 91 amino acids. The transcript has a single exon. Lineage: Eukaryota; Fungi; Basidiomycota; Pucciniomycetes; Pucciniales; Melampsoraceae. The record is from RefSeq and is a predicted model, not a curated record.
AUGGAAUCCUUGCCAAGUGCCUCACCGAGAUGUGUCUAUGCGCGUCCUAAAUCGUUUCGCUCCAUCGAUCAAUUACCUUCCAAUAUUGGACGUUCCUCCGCCGUUCACAAUCUGAUCGAAUCCUUAGACCUACUCGACACUGGUUCGGCCAUCGACCCCCUCAGCCGAGCUCGCGUGCUGCCUACUGGACUAGCAGGGCGUGAAGAAUUAGAAUCAUUUCACGAUCCUGAAUAUGUCGGUAAGACAAUGAACUUUCCAAUCGGCGGGCAUCCCUGA